This is a messenger RNA of Achroia grisella, 2884 nucleotides long. RefSeq names its product kinesin-like protein KIF23 (gene pav). Gene Ontology annotation, biological process: microtubule-based movement. Gene Ontology annotation, molecular function: microtubule binding; ATP binding; microtubule motor activity. Gene Ontology annotation, cellular component: microtubule; kinesin complex; nucleus. Lineage: Eukaryota; Metazoa; Arthropoda; Insecta; Lepidoptera; Pyralidae. The transcript has a single exon. The coding region runs from base 127 to 2748 and encodes 873 amino acids. The record is from RefSeq and is a predicted model, not a curated record.
ACCGUUGGUGUCUGUUGAUGGUUACUUUAAAAAUAAUUUCGUUUACCCAAUCUUUUUUUGGUAUAUUUGUGAAAAAUAUACUUUGUACUACAGUUAUAGUAGAAUUGUCUUAAAAUCUAAGUUAUAAUGAAGUCCGCUAAAUCUAAACAGAGACUGAACGAAAUGCGUACACCAGCUCGAAGUAAGCAGAAUUUGCUUACUGGCGAUCGUGACCCCGUCUACGUGUUUUGCCGUCUUCGACCCAUGCAAAGAGAUGCUGAUGUGCCUUGUGUAAAGAUAAUAUCCCCUACUACAGUUCUAAUGUCUCCACCAUCAACCGCGUUGAGUUACAGAAAUGAAAAUAGCAAAACUAUGAAAUAUACUUUCAGGGAAGUUUUUCCUCCAGAAACCUCGCAACAGGAAGUGUUUGAUAAGGUAGCCUUGUCAUUAGUCGAAGGUUUAGUCAAAGGUAAAAAUGGUUUACUAUUUACCUACGGUGUAACAGGCAGUGGGAAGACAUUUACGAUGACAGGGGAGUCAAACAACUGCGGCGUACUACCCAGAUGUCUUAAUAUUAUUUUUAAAACGAUUAAUGACUGUCAAGCACACAAAUACGUGUUUAAACCAGACAAAAUGAACAUGUUCGAUAUACAAACUGAGGCAGAAGCCAUGUUGGAAAGACAACAGGAGUUACACAAAUUUAAAACUGGUAAAAAAAAUCACUCAAACCCAGACUUGGCUAUGUCGUCAAGAGAUGUCACAAAAAUUGAGGGCCUCAAUGAAGACAAUCAAUAUGCAGUAUUUGUGUCAUAUGUUGAGGUUUACAACAAUAGUGUCUUUGAUUUAUUAGAAGACGGCCCACCGAGUAAAACUCCAUCUGCAAAACUGAUCAGAGAAGAUGGAGCUCGCAACACAUAUGUACAUGGUGUCACCGAAAUCGAAAUAAAGUCUGCUGAAGAAGCUUUUGAUGCUUUCUAUCUUGGUUUGAAACGAAAAAGAAUAGCUCACACUAGUUUAAAUGCGGAAUCUAGUAGAAGCCAUUCAGUCUUCACAAUCAGACUAGUGCAGGCACCAGUAGACGCAGAAGGUGAAGCUGUGAUACAAAAUAAGAAAUUCCUGUCGAUCAGCCAACUAAGUUUAGUUGAUUUAGCUGGCAGUGAACGAACAAACAGGACAAAAAAUACUGGACAGAGAUUGAGGGAAACAGGUAAUAUAAAUAAAUCUUUAAUGACACUAAGAUCAUGCCUUGAAGCAUUGAGAGAAAAUCAGAUUGGUGCUGCAAAUAACAUUGUGCCAUACAGAGAAUCUAAGUUGACUUUUUUGUUCAAAAACUUCUUUGAAGGUGAAGGUCAAGUCCGUAUGAUUGUUUGUGCCAAUCCAAGAGCUGAAGAUUAUGACGAGACACUCCAAGUUAUGAGGUUUGCUGAAAUAGCGGCAGAGGUAGAAGUUGCUAAGCCUCAAAUCACAGAUAUUGGUGCAACUAUUGGUCUUAUGACUGGUAGGCGCAAAGCUAAUAGAUUAUUUAAUGCUGCAAAGGAAAAUUUGGCCAGGCCUGAAGCUAAAGAUCUGGAAUUAGAUUUAGGUUUAGUGUACAGUCUAGGUCCAGAUUUUCCUAGUUUAGAACUGAACAGCUCCCAAGCUGCACAUAUUACUAAGGAAUUAAUGGCUCAUUUAGAGAUGAGAAUUAAUAGAAGAGAACAAUUGAAAAGAAUUAAGGCAUUAAAAGAUGAAAGAUUUAGGUCUUCUUUGUUGGAACUAGAAAAAGAGUUGAUGGAGUUGAAAAGUGAGAAUAUGUCUUUGCGUGGACAGUUGAGUACUGCAGACCAAAGGAUAAGAGCAUUGGAGGACCGAAUAACAACAACUGAAAAUACAUCAGCAAUAAAUCAAAGAAAGCUGACUGAGAUUACAGAAUAUACCUCACAAUUAAAAAGAGAAUUGCAGGAAAAAGAUCUGCUUUUAAAUCAGAAUAAAUUAGAGAAAGAAAAGCAGAAGAAGAUUUUGGAACGCAAAUAUAAUAAUAAAAUUGCAGCUGAACAUGAAAAAGCUAGGGAGAUACAUACUGAAAAUGAGAGAUUAAAAAGUACUAAGAAGGAACAUGAAAAGAUUUUUAAGGUGAUUGGUCAGGCUUUGAAAAGUGGUAAUGAGGGAGGUGACAAUAUUGACUACCCAAGAAGCACUGGGGAUGUGGCAGCUGAAACAUACAGGGACUUUACACCAGGAUCAACACCAAGAGCUCUGCCAGCUCAUAUGUUGACACCUUUCAGUUUAGCUCAGAAUAAAGAAACUCCAGGUUCCUCACGUCGUGGUAUUGCUGUUGCUAAUCCUAGGCAUAGACGAUCAUUGUCUGCUGAUGGUCGUGGUUGGGUUGAACAUACCCCUAGUAAGAUCGUUCCAAUGGGUACAGUCAUGAAACCUAGUAUAGUCAACAGCAAAGUUGUUAACAAACUGAAAAGUGUAAAGGAUAUCGCUAAUUCGAAAACAUCUAAGUACUGCUUAAUAUCACAAGAGCAAGAUACAGAUGGGGAGUUGGAGACUAAACUUUAUAAAGGUGAUGUUGUCCCCACUUGUGGUGGUGGAGCACAAGUUAUAUUCAGUGAUGUUGAAAUGCUCAAACAGUUUUCUCCUACCAGAGAAUCAAAUCAAUCAAACAAUAUUUCAGGGCCCUCGUGUGCUCGCCAUUCAGGCAAGAGGCGUGAAACGACACACUCUCCCCCACAAACACCAUCAAACGCUAGUAAAAAGCAAAGAAUAGUAAUUGGUGAAGAUUAAUGUUUUUUCUACUAUACAAACUUGUAUACAUGACAUCAAUUCAUUUUCUAAUAUAACAAACUUUUAUUACUUAAAAGUUGCAGGUUUAACACGUCAUCUUUAUUAUAAGUUCUUAUAUGUUUUUGUACUUAAUUAA